Messenger RNA from Clupea harengus (Atlantic herring), 4212 nucleotides. RefSeq names its product multiple EGF-like-domains 11 (gene megf11). The record is from RefSeq and is a predicted model, not a curated record. NCBI's taxonomy places the organism in Eukaryota, Metazoa, Chordata, Actinopteri, Clupeiformes, Clupeidae. Gene Ontology annotation, cellular component: membrane. Gene Ontology annotation, molecular function: protein binding.
CCGCUGCGUGUGACGUCACGUUAGUUUAAAACGGGCCGCGCUUCAGACAGACUGGGAGAGCAGCGGAGAGCGAGCAAGCAGAUCGGAGAGGGAUGCCGUUUGACGCAUCACAUAGCCUACCGGAGUCAGCCUGUGAGCGUUGAAAGCAGAUUAAUACACGUCAAGUCUGGGCAAACUCACGGUUGUCUACACAUGAGAACAACAACGGUUUUCCCCUCAUCUGGAGAAUGACAGAGCGAAUAUUAUAAACUGAUUGAAAAGGGAAUCAGUUUGCCACAGCGCGGGUCUGAAAGGGCCCAGAGGCUGGUCUAGUCUUCAGGUCUAGUCCAGUACCCAGAGGCUGGUCUAGUCUUCAGGAUCCUCCAUAAGCACCUUGACCAGAGGGCCACUUGUGUGUGCCCAGGGGCCCAGGGCACGGACUCGUCCCCAGGAUCUCCAGCCAAUCAGUCUUUCUCCUCUACAGACCCUCCACUUCACUUGAGACAUGCUGCCAGGCCCGAGUUCCCCAUUAGUGAUGUCUCUGCUGGCUGUGCUGGGCCUCAUUACCAGCGCAUGGAGCCUCAACCCAGAAGACCCCAAUGUCUGUAGCCACUGGGAGAGCUAUGCGGUGACGGUGCAGGAGUCGUACGCACACCCCUUUGACCAGAUAUACUACACCAGGUGCACGGACAUCCUCAACUGGUUCAAGUGCACCAGACACAGGAUCAGCUAUAAGACGGCAUACCGGCGCGGCGUCAGAACCAUGUACCGCCGGCGCUCCCAGUGCUGCCCCGGAUACUUCGAGAGCGGGGACCUGUGUGUCCCUCUGUGUACGGAGGAGUGUGCCCACGGCCGCUGUGUGUCUCCCGAUACGUGUCAGUGUGAGCCUGGCUGGGGAGGUCUGGACUGCUCCAGUGGCUGCGAGCCCGGCUACUGGGGUCCUCACUGCAGUAACCGCUGCCAGUGUAAAAACGGCGCCCUGUGCAACCCCAUCACGGGGGCGUGUGUGUGCACGGACGGGUACCAGGGCUGGCGCUGCGAGGACCCGUGUGAGCCGGGGUACUACGGCAAGGGCUGCCAGCUGCUGUGCCAGUGCCUCAACGGCGCCACCUGCCACCACGAGACGGGAGAGUGCAUCUGCGCUCCGGGGUACACCGGCGCUUUCUGUGGAGAGCGGUGUCCCUCUGGUAGCCACGGGCCCCAGUGUGAGCAGCGCUGUCCCUGUCAGAAUGGAGGAACCUGCCACCACAUCACAGGAGAGUGCUCCUGCCCCGCAGGCUGGACGGGUUCCGUGUGUGCCCAGCCGUGCCCGUUUGGCAAGUAUGGCAUCAACUGUGCCAAGGAGUGCUCGUGCCGCAACGGCGGGCUGUGCGACCACAUCACGGGCCAGUGCGAGUGCAUGGCAGGCUACAGCGGCAGCAGGUGCCAAGAGGAAUGCCCGGUGGGCACCUACGGGCCCCAGUGUGCCCUUCACUGUGACUGCCAGAACGGUGCCAAGUGUUACCACAUCAACGGAGCCUGCCUGUGCGAUACUGGCUUCAAAGGCCCACACUGCCAGGACCGGUUCUGCCCGCCCGGCCUCUACGGACUCAUCUGCGACAAGUACUGCCCCUGCAACACCACCAACACCAUCAGCUGCCACCCUCUGUCAGGUGAGUGCUCCUGUGCUGCUGGAUGGACUGGCCUCUACUGCAACGAGACCUGCCCUCCCGGUUACCAUGGCGAGGACUGCAACGAUCCGUGCCGGUGUGCCAACGGGGCGGACUGCCACGGCAUCACCGGCGCCUGCAUCUGUGCCCCCGGAUACAUGAGAGAAGACUGCACCCAGACCUGCUACCCGGGGCUGUAUGGGACCAAUUGCUCGUCCGUCUGCUCCUGCCACAACAUGGCCACCUGCUCGCACACGGACGGCUCCUGCAUCUGCCGAGAGGGUUGGCAGGGAGUGGACUGUUCCAUCCUGUGCUCCAGCGGCUCCUGGGGUUUGGGCUGUAACCAGUCAUGCCAGUGUGCCAACGGGGCGGCCUGCGACCCGCUGGAUGGCGUGUGUACCUGCUCCCCCGGCUGGAGGGCGGAACGCUGCGAUGAGCCGUGCCCGGUGGGGACCUACGGCCUGGAGUGUCGCGAGCGCUGCGACUGUAACCAUGCCGACGGCUGCGACGCGGUGAGCGGCCACUGUCGCUGUCUGGCGGGCUGGACAGGGAUUCACUGUGACAGUGUGUGUCCACAAGGCUUCUGGGGUCCUAACUGCUCCUACACGUGUUCCUGCCAAAAUGGCGGCUCCUGCUCGGUGGAGGACGGGACCUGUGUGUGUGCGCCGGGAUACCGUGGGACGUCCUGCAAGAGAAUCUGCUCCCCUGGGUUCUACGGGCACCGUUGUAGCCAGUCCUGCCCACAGUGUGUCCACAGCACGGGGCCGUGCCACCACGUCACGGGCCACUGUGAGUGUCUGUCCGGCUUCUUCGGCUCUCUGUGCAACCAAGUGUGCCCCAGUGGCCGCUAUGGGAAGGCUUGUGCUGAGAUCUGCCUUUGCACCAACAACGGCACCUGCAACCCCAUCGAUGGCUCCUGCCAGUGCUACCCCGGCUGGAUCGGAGAUGACUGCUCUCAGGCCUGCCCCGCGGGCCACUGGGGCCCUGACUGCCUAAACUCCUGCAACUGCCACAACGGAGCCCAGUGCAGUGUGUACGACGGAGAGUGCAGGUGUGGGCCCGGAUGGACAGGCCUCUACUGUACACAGCGCUGUCCGUCAGGCUUCUAUGGGCGAGACUGUGCGGAGGUGUGUCACUGUCAGAACGGAGCGGACUGUGACCACAUCAGCGGUCAGUGUGGCUGUCGCACAGGCUUCAUCGGCAGCAGCUGUGAGCAGAAGUGUCCUGCGGGGACGUUUGGCUAUGGUUGCCAGCAGCUGUGUGAGUGUAUGAACAACGCCACCUGUGACUACGUCACUGGAACCUGCUACUGCAGCCCGGGCUACAAGGGCAUCCGCUGUGACCAGGCAGCUCUAGUGAUGGAGGAGCUGAACCCCUACACUAAGAUCAGUCCGGCGCUGGGCUCGGAGCGGCAGUCAGCGGGCGCGGUCAUGGGCAUCAUCUUCCUCCUGCUCAUCAUCAUGGCGAUGCUGAGCGUGUUCGUGUGGUACCGCCAGCGCCAGAGGGACAAGGCCCAGGACAUGGCCAGCGUCGCCUACACGCCCGCCCUGCGCGUCGCCAACACAGACUACUCCCUGUCAGACACGUCCCAGAGCAGCACCAACAGCCAGUGCUUCUCCAACCCCAGCUACCACACCGUGGCCCAGUGCAGCGUCUCCUCCUCCAUCUCCAACAGCCUGGACGCCACGCUCACCCUCAAGAAGGCCGAUGGGAACAGCUCCGAGUGGAGAGCCUACUGUAACCUGAAUGACCUUGGUGUGCAGCGCGGGGACACCAUGACAUUGAGAGACAACAAAAGCACCAGAAUUGCUAAAGACUACAUGAAGCCCACCCUGUGCACCACAAGCUCCUGCUCCCUGAACGGUGAGAACCCGUACGCCACCAUCCGUGACCCGCCCGGCCUGGCCUGCAAGCACACGGAGAGCAGCUACGUGGAGAUGAAGUCCCCCGGCCCCCGCCAGAUGUCCUUCUGCUCCCCCUCCCCCACCACCACCUCCACCAGCACCACCAGCAGGAACGUCUACGACGUCGAACCUACUGUGAGUGUUCUGCAGGGUCCCAAUGGCCUGGCCACCGGGUUUUCCCAGAGUCCCUACGACCUGCCCCGCAACAGCCACAUCCCCAGCCAUUACGACAUCCUGCCCAUGCGCCACAGCCCCACACAAACGCCGCCGCCUCCGGAGAGCCCUCCCAGCUCCCUGCUGUAGGGCAAGAACCAGGGGGCAAUAGGGGGCUCGCUGGGGCAACAGAAUCCAGGGUGGAUGAAUUACUCUAGUGCUGCCCAAGGCCCUCCCCCAUUUGUCACUCUCUCUGUUUCUUUCUGGCUCUUUCUUUCUCUAUCUCUCUGAACCUCUCCCUCCUUUUAUACUUCUCUCUCUCUCUCUCAGCAUCAACAGGAGUGUUCUAUCAGAAGCUGUGAGGGUGUGAGGGUCAAUCUUUUUUUGUAAAUUUCCUGUUUGUUUAGUUUUGUCACCUUCUCAGUAGUCUCCCUCACUGAAAGACUGGAGUAAAAGAGAAACAGAGAUGUAGAGAGAGAGAUACAGAUGUAGAAGGAGAUAGAGAUGUAGAGAGAGAGGGAGAUAUG